Molecule: messenger RNA, 2353 nt
Organism: Perca fluviatilis (European perch)
Lineage: Eukaryota; Metazoa; Chordata; Actinopteri; Perciformes; Percidae
Product: DNA cross-link repair 1A protein-like
Exons: 8
Coding region: 98-1495 (465 amino acids)
Biological process (GO): interstrand cross-link repair; double-strand break repair via nonhomologous end joining; protection from non-homologous end joining at telomere
Molecular function (GO): damaged DNA binding; 5'-3' DNA exonuclease activity
Source: RefSeq, a predicted model, not a curated record
UCUUCUAAGCUCAGAUAGUCUGCAGUUGAGAAACUUGAAAGACAGCAGUGUUCAAGUGCCUUUAUCACAAAGCCCCAUUGUCCAAAGAUCUCAAACCAUGCCGCCGCAGAAGGGCCAGAUCAAGGCAGGUCAAGCCUCCUGUCUAAAGCAGACUGAUAUUGGAGUGUUUUUUGGCCUCAAACCGCUCAAGGAGAAGGAGAAAGUGGCUGAGAGUGGACCAAAUGAACUCAACACCACCCCUGUUCCAACACUUGGUGAAAACUCAGGACUGAGGCGACAAAGGAGAGCCAGGCAAAGAAAAAGCAAGGCUGACACAAAUGCAGAUGCCUCACAGGGCACAGGGACUGUAAAUACUAGUAAUGUGGUGGAUAAUCAGGGAGAAGCAGGGAAAGGUAGGACCAGAGGAUGGAGAGGAAGAAGCUGGAACCGAAGGAACGCAGUGGGAGAAGUAGAGUUACCACGUUGUCCCUUCUACAAGAAGAUUCCAGGGACAAAGUUUGUCAUAGAUGCUUUUGGGUAUGGAGAGAUCCAGGGCAUCACUGCCUACUUCCUCACACAUUUCCACUCAGACCACUACGGAGGGUUGACCAAGAACUCCACAUUUCCAAUCUACUGUAACAGAAUUACAGGGAACCUGGUGAAGAGCAAACUGAGGAUAGCAGAGCAGUAUGUCCACAUCCUCCCCAUGAAUACCCAGGUCACCGUGGAGGGGGUCACGGUCAUCCUCCUGGAUGCCAACCAUUGUCCAGGAGCUGCCAUGUUGCUGUUCUUCCUGCCUGAUGGACAGACAGUCCUCCACACUGGAGACUUCAGAGCUGAUCCGUCAAUGGAGACCUACCCUGAGUUACUCAGCUGCAGGGUGCAGACGCUCUACCUAGACACCACCUACUGCAGUCCUGAGUACACCUUCCCCAGGCAGCAAGAGGUCAUCAACUUUGCAGCCAACACAGCCUUUGAACUGGUGACGCUCAACCCACGUACACUCGUGGUGUGUGGAUCCUACUCUGUGGGAAAAGAGAAGGUCUUUCUAGCACUGGCAGAGGUUCUGGGGUCAAAAGUGUGCCUCUCUCGAGACAAAUACAACACCAUGUGCUGUCUGGAGUCGGAGCAAGUCAGACAACGUAUAACCACCGACUGGAAGGCAGCCCAGGUCCAUGUGCUGCCCAUGAUGCAGCUCUCCUUCAAAAAACUGCAGGAUUACCUGGCACGCUUCUCAGGACGGUACGAUCAACUGGUGGCCUUCAAGCCCACAGGCUGGACCUUCAGCCAGAAGGUGGAAUCAGUAGAAGAUAUUCAGCCUCAGAUCAGUGGCAACAUCUCUAUCUAUGGAAUCCCAUACAGUGAACACAGCAGCUUUCUGGAGUUGAAGCGUUUCGUCCAGUGGCUUCAGCCCCUCAAGAUCAUCCCGACAGUCAACAAUGGCAGCUGGGCUAGCAGGAAGGCUAUGGAGAAGUGCUUCAAUGAGUGGCUUAUGGAAACUAAAGCUACACUGUAGUAAACUUUGUUCACAGCUGGACUCAAAAUCGCCUCUAUUGCUCCUUGGUUAUAAGAGUAAAACCAAUUAAUUCUCAAUACUGUAAUGAUGACCAAGUGGAACAAAUAGAGACUGCCUGAUGGACAUAUAGCCUCAGACUGCUGAGCUCAUAACUCUAGUAUUUCAGUGCAGAGUGAGGGUUUGUGAUGAAGUAGGUGAACAUGAAGUGCAUUCACAUCUAUUAUAAAGGUUCUGCUUUUAUCAACAAAGGUCUGAAUUAAAACAACUCUGAAAGCCGUUUUUGUGUAAACAUGAUCUGAGGUCGUACGCACAUUGUCUACAAUUAGACCUGUUUUUUUUUGUAAAAAGUAUUAUACAAUGGAACUGAAUUAAAUGGAUGUGUUCACUGCCUGCUGUGGCCACUUCCACCGUUAGUGUCAACAAUACACUGCUGCUUUAAAAUUGUGCAAUUUUAUAAGUAUCUGUAUUUUAUAAAAAGAAAUAUUUUUAACUUUCUUAACCCACGUUUUUCAUUUUUUUGCAACAUUAACAUGUUCAUACUACUUGUCAAAUGUCAAAAAUUGUACAUGAGAUUGAAGACGAGUUUUAUUAUAAUUUGCAAACUUGGCACAAUCAGUGGUUUUUAAGUUUGCAUUAUUCUGGAUUUUUGCUGCUGUACAUUAAAAUCAUUCCCCAUUAGUGCCUCUUUGGGAAUAAAUAGUGUUGGAGGAAUGCCACUGUUGUAGAAAUGCAAACUUGUCUUGGAACAGUGUGCUGCUGUCAGACCUUUUAAGCAGUUUAUCUCUGAGACAGCAGAGACAUGCUUUACAGAGAUGGCGCUUUCUGAAUCUCAGUUUCUGAUAAAACAGGCUUUUCACA